AUGAACUCCAGAACAUCUUUUCUCACAUUUCUCCUCUGUAUUUUCCUUUUCUUGCAUUUCUCACCCUCGAAUUCCAAAUCUAUCAAAAAUGACCCUUUAUCCUUCUCACCGUCAGCGAGCCUGCCUACUCUCACGGCGGAGAGGCUAAUCAAAGGUUUUAAUCUGAUGCCUAAAAGUGACGUCAAUGUCAUCUCUAAAGAAGGUUCUGAGGCUCCAAGACUCGUCGAGAGGGAAUUCAAUUUGCCGGCGGCGAUUGACCGUCGUGACUCCUCCGGUUCUCCUUCGCUUCAGGAUUUCGGUCACCAUGCUGGUUACUACAAACUCCCUAAUUCAAAAGCAGCAAGGAUGUUCUACUUUUUCUUCGAGUCAAGAAGCAACAAAGCCGAUCCAGUGGUGAUUUGGCUCACCGGUGGUCCAGGUUGCAGCAGCGAACUGGCUCUGUUCUACGAGAACGGACCUUUCACCGUCACCAAAAACUCAUCUCUUGCUUGGAACGAAUUCGGAUGGGACAAGGCCUCGAAUCUUAUCUACGUGGACCAACCGGUCGGGACCGGCUUCAGUUACACAUCGGACGAAAGUGAUCUCCGACAUGACGAGGAUGGCGUCAGUAAUGAUCUUUACGACUUCUUACAGGCGUUCUUUAAAGAGCAUCCGCAAUUUGUGAAGAAUGAUUUUUACAUUACCGGUGAAUCCUACGCCGGACAUUACAUUCCGGCGUUGGCUUCAAGAGUUCACCGUGGUAACAAGAACAAAGAAGGAACUCACAUUAACCUCAAGGGUUUCGCAAUUGGUAACGGUUUAACUAACCCGGAGAUACAAUAUGGUGCGUAUGCUGAUUACGCGCUAGACAUGAAGCUAAUCUCACAAUCUGAUCACGAUAACCUCGGCCGAAAUUUCGCAGCUUGUCAACAAUCCAUCAAAGAAUGCGGCGCUGAGGGUGGUGAAGCUUGUGCUUCUUCUUACGUUGUAUGCAACAACAUUUUCCAAAAGAUUAUGAAUAUCGCAGGAAACGUAAACUAUUACGACGUGAGGAAACAAUGUGAAGGAAGCUUGUGCUAUGAUUUCUCCAACAUGGAGAAGUUCUUGAACCAGAAAUCGGUUCGCAAGGCAUUAGGUGUGGGAGAUAUCGAGUUCGUUUCUUGCAGUACCGCGGUCUACGACGCAAUGCAGAUGGACUGGAUGCGGAAUCUUGAGGUCGGGAUUCCUCCUCUGCUCGAGGAUGGAAUCAAGAUGCUUAUAUACGCCGGUGAAUACGAUCUCAUCUGCAAUUGGCUCGGAAACUCCAAGUGGGUUCACGAGAUGGAAUGGUCAGGGCAGAAAGAGUUUGAGUCAGCCGCCACAGUUCCAUUCCAUGUAGACAGUAAAGAAGCCGGUUUAAUUAAGAACCACGGUUCACUCACUUUCCUCAAGGUCCACAAUGCUGGACAUAUGGUUCCAAUGGAUCAGCCAAAGGCAGCAUUGCAAAUGCUUCAGAACUGGAUGCAAGGAAAGCUCGGUACACCCACUGGUCGGACCGCUCGUCAGUGA
Molecule: messenger RNA, 1527 nt
Organism: Microthlaspi erraticum
Lineage: Eukaryota; Viridiplantae; Streptophyta; Magnoliopsida; Brassicales; Brassicaceae
Source: the annotation of a GenBank genome assembly